GACCGCGAAAAAAAAAACCGCGCGGCAGCCAGAUUUGAAUAUACACAAGAGGCCGAGGCAGCGAAGCGCACAGAUCACUUGUUUGACUUGGUGGCUGCUGUUGGUCCCAUUCACACUCCGGAAUCCGUGCGGUUCACCAACUUCCGCGGGAACACGGAAAGUCGAGAACCGAAACCCAGUUCAGACCAAAAAAAAACGUUGGACAGUGGCAAUCCACUCAAUUUUGGAUGGUUUUCGGACAUUUGAACCAUAGCGAAAGGUGAAAAGGCUGCUAAUUUGAUGGCUAUUGAGUUUAAUUGAAAAGUGGGAGAGGUAUACAAUAGAAGCAUAAAGUGGACAGUGGGGUCAGUGAUUUGAAUAGAUUUUGGGACAGCGGUAGCUGACGAUACUGGUACAGCUUAAAGGAUACGUUGUGGACAGAGUUCAGUGUUCAAAGUGCGUUAGUGCCAAACAGUUGCAAAGAUGCAUCAAUCCAGAAGGUGCUCGACAUCCACGCUAGUGUCAUUUGGCUGUUGCAUACUCUUGUUAGUGCAAGCCAUCGUUAUAGUGCACAGUCAUGCCCUUCCGGAAGUUAGUGAUCCAAAUUAUGGAACUGAUAGUGCAUUGCAACUGGUGGAACCUCCUGCCCUGGACCAGCAGCGAUCCAGUGAUAGUGUGUCCGGUGUUCAACAGCCGCCAAAUGCCCGAUCUGAGUACGCUCAGACUCGACAGAUGGAUUUGUCGCAGUCGGUUGUCAGUGAAGUCGGUAUGAACAAGCGGUGGAAAUUACAAAAAAUCACACCUCCGAGGCGGAGUCGCAUCAAUAAUCGGUCGUUGACUGCGCUCAACGAGUUGGAUAGUGGAGUAUACAGCGAGGGUCACCAGUUGGAUGAUCAACCACACCAGCACUAUCAACACCAGGUGGUUCCGCGGCAAUGGAAUACGGCCCUACAGGUUCACCGGAGAUCUGACACCGACGGAACCGUUUAUGCAGAUGAGGCGAGAAUGCUGGAAGAAGCUCGUGCCAAAAAACAGAAGAAAAAGAAGAAGCAAGAGGAUGACUUCUCGCUGGAGCAGAUGUUGCAGGAAGAGAUUGAAGCAUCGCUCGAGGGCCUGAACGAUGAAGACGAUUACGACGUUGAUGACGUCAAUCCGGAAGCCCGAAAGAAGAAGCUUCACCUGAAGCACAAGUACAAAAAGUUCCUGCUGCCGCUGCUGUUGGCCUACAAGCUCAAGUUCAUGAUGAUGUUCCCGGCCAUAGUGGGAGGGCUGGCACUGCUGGUCAAGGCUGCCGGCUUGGCCGGAUUCUUCUUCGCCCUGUUCGCGUCGGUUGUGAGCUUGCAGAAAUCCCACUAGCGCGGAAGCGGGGCUGCGAUGGAACUCGAGUCAAACCGAGAAUGGAUGCGGAUCGAGUGAAUGAAUGAUGGAAUGCGAAGUGCGAUCGGUUGUUUGUUUUGAGAAGUGCUUUUUUAUUUCAUUGAUGGAGAUGGACGAAAGCGAAAUGUCUAAUCGUGUCGCGCAUGCACGCGUGAAGUUAGUGAGAGCAGCAACUUUAAGUUCCGAAAAAAGCAAGAGUUGAAUUGCAACAAAUCAAUGACGAAAAGAUGAUGAGAACCAGUGGGCGUGAAAUUGAGCCAACUUUUAUUAGUUUGUCCGGGAUCAGGAGUGAGCGCGAAGCAAAUAGCGGAAUGCGGAGAUCAUCGGAACGGAAAAUAUUCCUAACGAGUUCGGUACUGCUUGCCGUUUUUUGAUUCCACUGUUAUGAGUUUCAUUGUUUAUGAUUGUCUAGAACUAUUAAGUUAUCGAAAAUGUGAAUGUGUGAAAGAACACCAAGGGAACGAUUUCUAGUUCAAAUUAAUUCUUAGUGACAGGAGAAAUCGUUUCUCAAGUGUUAGACCAUAGGAACGUGUUCUACUGUAAGAUAUUUAUUGUCUGUGCUAUUCAAAGAUGUCGAACUAAACGAUGACCAUAUAAAUGUAGAUAAUUUAUUACUUUUA
Armigeres subalbatus is the source of this 1976-nucleotide messenger RNA. RefSeq lists its product as uncharacterized. Lineage: Eukaryota; Metazoa; Arthropoda; Insecta; Diptera; Culicidae. The record is from RefSeq and is a predicted model, not a curated record. The transcript is spliced from 3 exons. Bases 463 to 1335 code for a protein of 290 amino acids.